Messenger RNA from Cynocephalus volans (Philippine flying lemur), 963 nucleotides. RefSeq names its product olfactory receptor 7C1-like. Bases 25 to 963 code for a protein of 312 amino acids. The transcript has a single exon. Gene Ontology annotation, biological process: G protein-coupled receptor signaling pathway. Gene Ontology annotation, cellular component: plasma membrane. Lineage: Eukaryota; Metazoa; Chordata; Mammalia; Dermoptera; Cynocephalidae. The record is from RefSeq and is a predicted model, not a curated record. Gene Ontology annotation, molecular function: olfactory receptor activity; G protein-coupled receptor activity.
CUUUUCCAGCCGUGUCAUCAGCACAUGGGACUGGAAAACAAAACAUGUGUUUCAGAAUUUAUCCUCCUGGGAUUCUCAGAGGAGGCAGAGCUACAGACUCUUGUCUUUGGGCUGUUCCUGUCCAUGUACCUGGUCACCUUCACUGGAAACCUGCUCAUCAUCCUGGCCGUUAUCGCUGACUCCCGCCUCCACACCCCCAUGUACUUCCUCCUCUCCAAUCUCUCUUUUGCUGACAUCUGCUUCGCCUCCACCACCGUCCCAAAGAUGCUGCUGAACAUCCAGAGACAGAGCAAACUCAUUACCUAUGCAGGAUGCAUUGCUCAGAUAUACUUUUUCUUGCUUUUUGGAGUUUUGGAUAACUUCCUCCUAACUGUGAUGGCCUAUGAUCGGUUUGUGGCCAUCUGUCACCCCCUGCGCUAUGCCGUCAUCAUGAACGCUCGGCUCUGUGGCCUCCUGCUUCUGGCAUCCUGGAUCAUAACUGCUCUUCAGUCUUUGUUAGAAAGCUUAAUGGUUUUGCGACUGUCUUUUUGUACAGAAGUGGAAAUUCCCCACUUUUUCUGUGAACUUAAUCAGCUGGUCCAACUUGCUUGUUCUGACACCUUCCCCAAUGAGGUUGUAAUAUAUUUUCUAACUGGAAUUCUAGGUGUUAUUCCACUCACUGGUAUCCUUUUCUCCUACUCUAAGAUUGUAACAUCUGUUUUGAGAAUUUCAUCAGCUGGGGGCAAGUAUAAAGCAUUUUCUACCUGUGGGUCUCACCUCUCAGUUGUCUCCUUGUUCUAUGGUACAGGUCUUGGAGUGUACCUUAGUUCUGCAGCUACCCAAAACUACAGGGCAAGUGCUAUAGCCUCAGUGAUGUACACUGUGGUCACACCCAUGCUAAACCCCUUUAUCUACAGUCUUAAAAACAAGGACAUAAAGCAAGCCCUUUAUAAACUCUUCAGCCCCAAACCAUUCUCUACAUAA